Messenger RNA from Diutina rugosa, 1047 nucleotides. Its product is annotated as H(+)-transporting V0 sector ATPase subunit d. Gene Ontology annotation, biological process: vacuolar acidification; vacuolar transport; proton transmembrane transport. The transcript has a single exon. Gene Ontology annotation, molecular function: proton-transporting ATPase activity, rotational mechanism. The record is from RefSeq and is a predicted model, not a curated record. Bases 1 to 1047 code for a protein of 348 amino acids. Lineage: Eukaryota; Fungi; Ascomycota; Pichiomycetes; Serinales; Debaryomycetaceae. Gene Ontology annotation, cellular component: fungal-type vacuole membrane; vacuolar proton-transporting V-type ATPase complex; proton-transporting V-type ATPase, V0 domain.
AUGGAGGGUCUCUUUUUCAACGUCGACUACGGCUACUUGGAAGGCGUUGUCCGAGGGUACAAGGCGGGUCUUCUCAAGCUGAACCAGUAUGUGAACCUCACCCAGUGUGACUCGCUCGACGACAUCAAGCUUCAAUUGCUGGCGUCUGACUACGGCAACUUUUUGGCCAACUACCUGGGACCGAUGACAACGACCGUCAUAUCGGAAAACAUGAACAAGGUGCUCGUCAAGGAGUUCCGCUACCUUCAACAACAGUCGCUGGGCAUCGCGGCUGAGUUCUUGGACUACAUCACCUACGGAUACAUGAUCGACAACGUGCUGUUGAUGAUCACCGGCACCUUACACGAACGCGACCGGCUGGAGAUCUUAGCCAAAUGCAACCCGCUCGGGUGGUUCGACACAUUGCCUACAUUGCUGAUUGCCACGGAUAUGGACUCAUUGUACCAAACGGUGCUUGUGGACACGAAGUUGGCUCCGUUCUUCCAAGGUUGCCUUUCAGUCGACGACUUGGAUGACCUUAACAUUGAAAUCGUCCGGAAUCGGUUGUACAAAAACUACCUCGAGCUGUUUGAGCAAUUCAUCGCUAAAAACUUCAUCGACCCCGACCGUGAGAUCAUGUCGCAGCUUUUGGGAUUUGAAGCCGACAAGCGUGUCAUCAACAUUGCCUUGAACUCGUUAAACAACCCGGACUUGUCCGUUGAAGACAAGUUGUCGUUGUUCCCGUCGUUUGGCUUGCUUGAGCCUUAUCACAAGGACUUGGCGGCGUGUGACGAUGGCGAGCAGUUGAAGCUGAUCGUCGACAAUGUGGGUGUGUACGCCGAGGUAUUUUCUGAGACUGACGGCUCCGGCAGCAAGAACCUCGAGGACUGGUUUUACCUCAUGGAAAUGAAGCUUUGUAAGGAUGCAUUCACCCAGCAAUUCACGUUAGCGUCGGUGUACUGUUGGUUAAGAUCCAAGGAACAGGAGAUUAGAAACGUCACCUGGAUCUCCGAAUGUAUUGCUCAAAACCAAAAGCAAAGAAUCGACAACUACAUUGCGGUAUAUUAG